This is a messenger RNA of Amyelois transitella, 3678 nucleotides long. RefSeq lists its product as uncharacterized. Bases 105 to 3599 code for a protein of 1164 amino acids. NCBI's taxonomy places the organism in Eukaryota, Metazoa, Arthropoda, Insecta, Lepidoptera, Pyralidae. The transcript has 15 exons. The record is from RefSeq and is a predicted model, not a curated record.
GAUUAGAUAUAGAUAUGAAAGAUCCUACAAUUCAACUCAUGUUCAUCAUACUUAUACACUGACAUUGCUCGUUCCGUUAGUCGUGCAUAUACAGUGAUACUGCCAUGGCGUCGGCGCGGGCGCAGGCCCUUUAUAUGCUGAUCAUAGCAGGCGCAGUUUCAGCAUCUCCAUUCAACGUAACAAAGAAAGUCGGAGACACCCUGCCGGCUACAAUAGUCACGGGCUCCAAUGCCAACCUAUCCUGCUACUUAGACACACCUCAUGGAGAGACCAUCGAAUUCAAACCAGAAGACCACUCUACUGACAGAAUUAAAUAUGUAGAAACACCCGUCGUGAGCUACUGUGGUGCUCACAUCACCGAUUUGAAAGAAGAAGAUGAAGGAGAAUGGACUAUUUAUUACAUUGACGGCGACGAGCGCGCCGCUAAAACUUAUCAUCUAACUAUUACUAAAGCCGAAGAAAGUGAAGAAGUUGAAGAGGAAGUCUUCACAGAAUGGUUAAGAGAUAUAAAUGUCAUCGCUAGAAUUGGUCUGAACGUUGACAUAUCUUUAAGCAAGAAAGAACGACCAGCAUCAAUAGAAGAGAAAUUUACUAUCAUAACUCCUGAUAACCAAACUUUGCAAUUAGAGAGCUCUAAUGUACCAGGUGUGACAGUACAUAGUAGUAGUGAUUUCGUGGCUAGUAGAGUCACCAUUGGCCCCAUGGAAGAAUCUCUUCUUGGCCGUUGGGUACUUUGUGGGGAAAUUAAUGAAGAUAUACCUUUGAGAAGAUGCCAGCCAGUUGUCAUUAGGUGGAAUAACGCUAAUAAUCCUUCAGCGACAUGGCAAGUAACAGUUCAUAGCAAGAGAGAUACUGUCACUAAUUAUUUGGCUACAGUUGACACUGGUGUUAGCAGCGUCGCCACUCUUUUGACCUGCCAUGUUAUAACUCCCAAUGGAGAAGAUUUGAUUAUCAAUACAGAUUCAGACUACCCUGGGCUCACUCGUUCAGUCAUUCAUGAUGCUUCUCACUGUAGAGUUCAUAUCGGACCUAUUCAAAAAAAAUAUUUAGGCGACUGGACUGUAUACGCUGUAUAUAAUUCAAUAUUGAGCGGAGUUACUGAAGUUCAUUUGCCAUUGCAUUUGUAUUUAUAUGAUGAAGAAGAUCCUUACACUCAAGCUUACAAUACAUCUACUUUAAGUCCUGUUACGCGGGUUAUAAAUUUAGGCACGAGUAUCGAGCUAGAAUUUCCUGGUACUGGAACGACCGACAGUUGUGAGUUAAGGAGUCCAUCAGGACAAUUGUUUAACCUGGAGAAAACUGCGGAACCUGUAAAGUUUCUGGAGCCCGCUUUGAGAGUAACCUGCGCGUUUAGUAUUGGACCAAUUGAAAAGGAAGCUUUAGGCGAUUGGGAAAUUAAUGUGAAAUUUAAUGACAGAGGCGUAUUUACUGAAUACAGACAGACACUUCAAAUUAUACAAGAAGACCCAGCAAAUCCAAUAAUGGAGGAUCACAGGACUAUAAUGACUAAGGAUGUUGAGUUCUUCAAUACUUCUAUAGGGGCAGAAAUCACAGUUAAUACGGAUUUGAAUACAUUCUGGUUUUACACAACAGAAAGUUGCCAUAUAAGAACUCCCGAUGGUCUACAGUACACCAUCAUGGAUGGCUUUAAUGUUCCUGGAAUAGAAAUCAUCGAAAAUUCUGAAAAUAGAUGUCGAUUUAAAAUAACUGUUCUAACCGAUGAAGCCAUUGGAGAAUGGAUGGCUAUCUCUAGGGAACAAAGAAGUUCGGAAGCAGUAGAAGUGAGACAGCCAUUCACUAUCUUCGUUGAAGAGAAUGUUGAUGCAUCAUCUAGCCAAGUGAUGGUGUCCGAAGGCAAUGAUCUUCAUUUACGUUUAGCAAACCCCACAAACCUUCAUGAUUCUUGCAAACUCUUCGAUCCCAAUGGUAUUGAAAGAACCGAUGUAGAAAAAGACGCUGGUUUGGUUGAAACUUGUGGAUAUAUUUUACGAAAUGCCCAACAUGAAGACAGUGGUUUAUGGCAUAUACGAUAUGGACCAAGAAUCUCUUAUAGAGCUAAUGUAUACGUAGAUGUAAAAGAUCAAUGGGAGUCAACUCACGACACUAGAUUAGUUUUCACUCGAAGCAGACCCGUAAGUGAGACCUUCGGUCCUGAAAAUGCUGUUUACUGUAAACUGACAGAUCCUACUCAAAAAGUGGUCUUCGAAGGUCAUGGUAGAUGUAAUUUAGCACUAGACAGGGUGACCAACGACCAUGCUGGAACUUGGGCCAUGACCGUUGGUUUCCCAGGCAAUUUGUUGACUAGAACUUAUGAAAUCAUUGCCGAAGUACGGGGAUCAGAACACAAGCCAAUAGUAACCACCUAUGUGGCAAAGGAACAACCUGAGGUGACUCUCAAAUGUUCAGUGCCUGUGGAAUACACAGUCAAAUCCUGCCUGUUCCAAGAGCCAUCUGGACGUGUGAUUAUGGUCAACGACGGAGUGGCUGAGGACCGAUAUAUAUCUCAUGGAACUGGUACUACUAUGGAUGGCAAUGUCACGACUCACGAAUGCGGCAUUCGCAUCACCAACCCCGCGACAUCAGACCUUGGGCUGUGGCGCUGUGCGGUGGAGACGGACCACGAGGUCUACUACGGCUUCCUCACGGUGCUCUGCCCCUGGGCCAUGCAGGAUCCUACUAUUGCUGCCUCAGUUGUAUCAGAGCCGACUCUGACAGCGCACAAAGAGAAUAUAGUGCACUUGGAAGGAGACAGCCUGACCAUGACGUGUUCCAUCCAAUCGCCAAUCCAGUACUGCUACUUCAGAAGACCAAACGGAAUGACAUACAGCGUUUCUCCUGGCGUUUCUACCGACGAGUACGAGUAUGUUGGAGCAGGUUUGGACGCUGGGGAGUGUGGCAUCAGGUUCAGUCGUCUUCUCUCGCAGGAAGCUGGUCAUUGGCCUGAAGGUAGAUGGAGCUGCCAUGUUGGUCUACCUGAUGAUGACCAGGCGGAACAAAGAGCUAACAUACAAGUUCAGAUCAAUCGCACCAUUGAAGUGAACCAGUACCUGAGUGAUGGUGGCCUCAUGGUGGAAGCAGAAGUCUUCCAACAACAACCUUUGGAGUACUGCCGUUAUGUGCGCAUUGACGGGCUGGGAUUCAAAUCAGUAAAGCUUCCCGACACCCGGUAUUCAUCCUACGAGGAUCUUAGCAAGGGCUAUUGUCGCAUCUACAUCCAAAACCCUAACAUUUUGGACUUGCACCCUUGGACUGUCGCCGUCAAGAUCAUCGGCAGAGAAGAGGAGGUCUUGGGUGUCACCAGCCAUACCAUGGAAACACCUACAACGUCUGAGGAUACAUCUACAGAGAAUACUACAACUGAAUCUGCACCUAUAAUCAUUACCCCUAGACCAACAUCAAAUAACUUCAUGUGGUGGUGGUGUACAGGUAUCUUGCUUUUCAUUCUCUUCAUCUGUUUCGGCGUCCUCCUCAUCCCUGCCAAGAACCGCAGGAACACCAUCGCCAGAGCCUAUUCCUGGAGAAACAGCAUCCGAAGAAGUUUCCAGAAGAUGCCUUUGCCUGUUAAUGAUGUUAGUCGUACUACACCUAUGAGUGCUUAGACUGCCUCGAUAGGGUUUAUUAUAUUUAUUUUUUGUACUUAAUCUUUAUUGUUAUUAAAAGCAUUUGUUAUUUUAAAUA